This is a messenger RNA of Ylistrum balloti, 879 nucleotides long. Its product is annotated as LWamide neuropeptides-like. Bases 1 to 879 code for a protein of 292 amino acids. Lineage: Eukaryota; Metazoa; Mollusca; Bivalvia; Pectinida; Pectinidae. The record is from RefSeq and is a predicted model, not a curated record. The transcript has a single exon.
AUGUACUCAAAUGGUUUCCAUUACACACCAACUAAUGACAAUGGUUUCUAUGACAAACCAAAGAAUGACAAUGGUUUAUGUGACAAAACAAAGAAUGACAAUGGUUUAUGUGACAAACCAAAGAAUGACAAUGGUUUAUGGGACAAACCAAAGAAUGACAAUGGUUUAUGGGACAAACCAAAGAAUGACAAUGGUUUAUGUGACAAACCAAAGAAUGACAAUGGUUUAUGGGACAAACCAAAGAAUGACAAUGGUUUAUGGGACAAACCAAAGAAUGACAAUGGUUUAUGGGACAAACCAAAGAAUGACAAUGGUUUAUGUGACAAACCAAAGAAUGACAAUGGUUUAUGGGACAAACCAAAGAAUGACAAUGGUUUAUGGGACAAACCAAAGAAUGACAAUGGUUUAUGGGACAAACCAAAGAAUGACAAUGGUUUAUGGGACAAACCAAAGAAUGACAAUGGUUUAUGGGACAAACCAAAGAAUGACAAUGGUUUAUGUGACAAACCAAAGAAUGACAAUGGUUUAUGUGACAAACCAAAGAAUGACAAUGGUUUAUGGGACAAACCAAAGAAUGACAAUGGUUUAUGGGACAAACCAAAGAAUGACAAUGGUUUAUGUGACAAACCAAAGAAUGACAAUGGUUUAUGUGACAAACCAAAGAAUGACAAUGGUUUAUGGGACAAACCAAAGAAUGACAAUGGUUUAUGGGACAAACCAAAGAAUGACAAUGGUUUAUGUGACAAACCAAAGAAUGACAAUGGUUUAUGGGACAAACCAAAGAAUGACAAUGGUUUAUGUGACAAACCAAAGAAUGACAAUGGUUUAUGGGACAAACCAACCCAUGAAAAAUGGUUUCCAAGACAAACUAACCCAUAA